Laccaria bicolor S238N-H82 is the source of this 3195-nucleotide messenger RNA. RefSeq names its product aminophospholipid-transporting P-type ATPase. The transcript has 16 exons. Gene Ontology annotation, cellular component: endosome; trans-Golgi network; plasma membrane. NCBI's taxonomy places the organism in Eukaryota, Fungi, Basidiomycota, Agaricomycetes, Agaricales, Hydnangiaceae. The record is from RefSeq and is a predicted model, not a curated record. Gene Ontology annotation, molecular function: ATP binding; magnesium ion binding; ATPase-coupled intramembrane lipid carrier activity. The coding region runs from base 1 to 3195 and encodes 1064 amino acids. Gene Ontology annotation, biological process: retrograde vesicle-mediated transport, Golgi to endoplasmic reticulum; endocytosis; phospholipid translocation.
AUGCCUACCAGCGUCGCAGCUGUCGCAUCUACCUCUAGGAAUAACCACAAGCGACCCAAGGGGAGACAGAGGGAGAGAUAUGUCGACGACCCACGGGAUUCAGAGGGGGCUCAUCUUUUGGCUGGCCAUUAUGAUCAGGGGGAGGAAGGGGAGGAGGAAGAGGAGCAGCCCCAGCACAUUCCAGUCACGCCCCACAAGGACGUUGGCAAGGACAAAUCGAGGACGAUACCUUUCAACCCACCGGAGAAACUCCAGUCCCGCCAUCCACCCAACAUUGUACGGAAUCAAAAGUACAACGCGUUUACCUUCCUCCCUAUCGUGUUCUAUGAACAGUUCAAGUUUUUCUUCAACUUGUAUUUCCUUCUAGUUGCCUUGUCGCAAUUUAUACCCGCACUUAAGAUUGGUUUUAUCGUUACUUAUAUCGCCCCCCUCGCCUUUGUCCUGUGUGUAACCAUGGGGAAGGAAGCCUAUGACGACUACAAACGACACAUGCGAGACACGGAAGCCAAUUCCCAACGCUACCUCGUCCUUGACCGACCCACCACGCAUGACGAGUCUUCUUUAGAGGAGGUCUAUCUGAAUACACACGCGAACACGCGUUCCGUGCCCUCGUCAUCUCUCCGCGUGGGCGACCUCGUUCACUUGGAGAAGAAUCAGCGCGUUCCUGCUGACCUUAUCCUCCUUCGCACUUCGGACGCAUCGGGGACGUGUUUUAUCCGAACAGACCAACUGGACGGUGAGACGGACUGGAAGUUGCGUGUUGCUGUUCCGGAAUGCCAGAAGCUGGAUGAGGGGGAUUUGGUUAGGCUGGAUGCGGAGAUAUACGCUGAUGCACCGAUCAAGGAUAUCCAUUCUUUUAUAGGGACUUUUACUUUGAACAAGCCACCCAACCUCCUUUGGUCAAAUACCGUACUCGCUGCUGGAUCUGCCGUCGGUUUUGUCGUGUACACUGGUGCUGAAACGCGCGCCGUUAUGAAUACGAGUCACCCAAAGACGAAAGUUGGACUAUUGGAUCUGGAGAUCAACAGAUUGUCCAAGAUCUUGUGCGCCGUUACCUUUGUGCUCUCAGUGGUUCUCGUAGCACUGAAUGGGUUCCGAGGGCCUUGGUAUAUCUACGUCUUCCGGUUCUUGAUUUUGUUCUCCUCCAUCAUCCCGAUUAGUUUACGAGUGAACUUGGACAUGGGCAAAACGGUGUAUGCAUCACAAAUCAUGAAUGACAGUGAGAUUCCGAAUACUAUCGUCCGGACGAGUACGCUACCGGAAGAGUUGGGGAGGAUAACUUACCUCCUCAGCGAUAAGACGGGAACUUUGACGCAGAACGAAAUGGAGAUGAAGAAGCUGCACAUGGGAACCAUGUCGUAUGGGUCUGAUUCGAUGGACGAGGUUGCUCAUCAACAAGGAUCCCUGUCUACUGGAGCGCAAAUGGCUACGAGAGGGCGAAGAGACAUGUCCUCGCGAGUAAGAGAUGUCGUCCUCAGUCUUGCUCUCUGUCACAACGUCACCCCUGUCACCAAUGAUGACGGCACCGUGACGUAUCAAGCGUCUUCGCCAGACGAAGUCGCCAUCGUCACUUGGACGGCGUCUGUUGGCCUCACUCUCGUCUUUCGAGACCGCACGCGCAUGGAGCUACAAACUCCCUCGGGGUCACUCAUCAAGUUUGAUGUCCUCGACAUAUUCCCCUUUACCUCCGAGUCCAAACGCAUGGGCAUCGUCGUGCGUGAUUCUCAAACAGGCGAAAUUACCUUUUUACAAAAAGGUGCAGACGUGGUCAUGGCAAAGAUCGUGCAGCGGAACGAUUGGUUGGAGGAGGAGACGGCGAAUAUGGCCAGGGAGGGGCUGCGUACCCUUGUUGUGGCUCGGAAGCGGCUCAGCACACCGAUGUACAAUGAGUUUGCGGCGCGGUAUCAUGAAGCGACGAUUAAGCUUGAUGGGAGAAACGAGGCCAUGGCGGGUGUUGUUGCCGAGUAUCUGGAGCAUGAUUUGGAGCUGUUGGGUCUGACGGGCGUGGAGGAUAAACUUCAGGAUGACGUUAAAUCUACGUUGGAGUUGUUGAGGAAUGCGGGGAUCAAGAUCUGGAUGUUGACUGGGGAUAAGGUUGAGACGGCGAGGUGUAUCGCGAUUUCAACGAAGCUGGUCGCGAGGAAUCAGUAUAUCCACGAGAUGUCCAAGCUGAAGAAUUCUGAUCAAGCGCGAGACCAGCUGGAGUUUCUUCAGAAUAAACUGGAUUGCUGUCUGGUCAUUGAUGGGGAGUCGUUGCAGCUCUGCCUCAACCUCUUCCAAAACGAGUUCAUAGAGAUCGCGACAAAGUUGUCCGCUGUUGUAGCAUGUCGUUGUUCGCCGACACAAAAAGCGGACGUGGCGCGGCUAAUUCGAAAGUUCACGAAGAAGAGGGUAUGCUGCAUUGGUGACGGCGGUAACGACGUUAGUAUGAUUCAAGCAGCGGAUGUCGGCGUCGGGAUCGUCGGCAAAGAAGGCAAACAAGCCUCCCUCGCAGCAGACUUUUCCGUUACGCAGUUCAGCUUCCUCACGAAACUUCUCCUGUGGCAUGGUCGAAAUUCAUACAGGCGUUCAGCCAAGCUUGCCCAAUUCGUCAUUCAUCGUGGCCUCAUCAUCUCCGUUAUGCAAGCUGUGUUUUCGGCCAUCUUCUACUUUGCGCCGAUUGCCCUGUAUCAGGGAUGGCUGAUGGUGGGGUAUGCGACGAUAUAUACAAUGGCUCCCGUGUUUUCCUUGGUUCUUGAUCGGGAUGUUAGCGAGGAUUUGGCACUGCUUUAUCCCGAGCUCUAUAAAGAACUGACAAAAGGACGUGCUUUAUCCUACAAAACCUUCUUCCAGUGGUUGAUGAUCAGCCUUUACCAAGGUGCUGCUAUCAUGAUUAUGUCCCUUGUUCUGUUUGAGAAUGAGUUUCUGCAUAUUGUUUCAAUUUCAUUCACCGCUCUUAUUCUGAAUGAACUUAUUAUGGUUGCAUUGGAGAUCACUACAUGGCAUAUUUAUAUGAUUGUUUCUGAGGUUGUUACCCUCUUCUUCUACAUUAUCAGCAUUGCCUUCCUGCCAGAAUACUUUGAUCUGUCAUUUGUUGUUUCUCUUGGUUUUGGAUGGAAAGUGGCAGUUAUUGUUGCCAUAAGCACCCUUCCUCUAUACAUCAUCAAGCUCAUUCACAUGAGACUAGCACCUGCAGCAUCAAGUAAACUUUUGUAG